Molecule: messenger RNA, 8124 nt
Organism: Ictidomys tridecemlineatus (thirteen-lined ground squirrel)
Lineage: Eukaryota; Metazoa; Chordata; Mammalia; Rodentia; Sciuridae
Gene: Celf1
Product: CUGBP Elav-like family member 1
Molecular function (GO): RNA binding
Source: RefSeq, a predicted model, not a curated record
GGUGUUCUGCUCUGGCGGCAGCGGCAGCGGCGGCGGGACGCGGAGGCUCCCCCGGGACUCGGCCUCAGCAGCGAGGCGGCGGCGGCGGCGGCGGCUGCGGAGGCGCAGGCAGCAGCUGAGGCAGCGGCAGGCUAAGGUGCAGCCGCUGGAAGCUAAAGCUGUGUGUAUUUGUGGAUCAGACAAGUGCAGCAAGUUAAUAUCAUUGGCUUCUGAAGGGGAGAGUGAGGUGAUGGCUGCGUUUAAGUUGGAUUUCCUUCCAGAAAUGAUGGUGGAUCAUUGCUCUUUGAAUCCCAGUCCUGUCUCCAAGAAAAUGAACGGCACCCUGGACCACCCAGACCAACCAGAUCUUGAUGCUAUUAAGAUGUUUGUGGGCCAGGUUCCGAGGACCUGGUCUGAGAAAGACUUAAGGGAACUCUUCGAACAGUAUGGUGCUGUCUAUGAAAUCAACGUCCUAAGGGAUAGGAGCCAAAACCCUCCUCAGAGCAAAGGGUGCUGUUUUGUUACAUUUUACACCCGUAAAGCUGCAUUAGAAGCGCAGAAUGCUCUUCACAACAUGAAGGUCCUCCCAGGGAUGCAUCAUCCUAUACAGAUGAAGCCUGCCGACAGCGAAAAGAACAAUGCAGUGGAAGACAGGAAGCUGUUUAUUGGUAUGAUUUCCAAGAAGUGCACUGAAAAUGACAUCCGAGUCAUGUUCUCUUCAUUUGGACAGAUUGAAGAGUGCCGGAUAUUGCGGGGACCCGAUGGCCUGAGCCGAGGUUGUGCAUUUGUGACUUUUACAACAAGAGCCAUGGCACAGACAGCUAUCAAGGCAAUGCAUCAAGCACAGACCAUGGAGGGUUGCUCAUCCCCCAUGGUGGUAAAAUUUGCUGAUACACAGAAGGACAAAGAACAGAAGAGAAUGGCCCAGCAGCUCCAGCAGCAGAUGCAGCAAAUCAGCGCAGCAUCUGUGUGGGGAAACCUUGCUGGUCUAAAUACUCUUGGACCCCAGUAUUUAGCACUUUAUUUGCAGCUCCUUCAGCAGACUGCCUCCUCUGGGAACCUCAACACCUUGAGCAGCCUCCACCCAAUGGGAGGGUUAAAUGCAAUGCAAUUACAGAAUUUGGCUGCAUUAGCUGCUGCAGCUAGUGCUGCUCAGAACACACCAAGUGGUACCAAUGCUCUCACUACAUCCAGCAGUCCUCUCAGUGUACUCACCAGUUCAGCAGGGUCUUCACCUAGCUCCAGCAGCAGUAACUCUGUCAACCCCAUAGCCUCACUUGGAGCCCUGCAGACAUUAGCUGGAGCAACAGCUGGCCUCAAUGUUGGCUCUCUGGCAGGGAUGGCUGCUUUAAAUGGUGGCCUGGGAAGCAGUGGCCUUUCCAAUGGCACUGGGAGCACCAUGGAGGCCCUCACCCAGGCCUACUCGGGUAUCCAGCAAUAUGCUGCUGCAGCGCUUCCCACUCUGUACAACCAGAAUCUCUUGACACAGCAGAGUAUUGGUGCUGCUGGAAGCCAGAAGGAAGGUCCAGAAGGAGCCAAUCUGUUCAUUUACCACCUGCCCCAGGAGUUUGGAGAUCAGGAUCUGCUGCAAAUGUUUAUGCCCUUCGGGAAUGUCGUGUCUGCCAAGGUUUUUAUAGACAAGCAGACAAAUCUGAGCAAAUGUUUUGGUUUUGUAAGUUACGACAAUCCUGUCUCAGCUCAAGCUGCCAUCCAGUCCAUGAACGGCUUUCAAAUUGGCAUGAAGAGGCUUAAAGUGCAGCUCAAACGUUCGAAGAAUGACAGCAAGCCCUACUGAGCGUGCUCCCCUCUGAGACUGGAGUGAGAGGGUCUUCCGGUAAGUGGGGGAGGAGCACCCUUAAUGAUUCGAAGCCCUAAGGCUGUGUGUUGACAGCCCUGGACCCUGAUCCCUGCCACUCUCGCAGGCACAGCUUGCCCUGAAGACUCGGCUACUGCCUUCUGUGGGAGUUUCGCUUCGUACAGAGGACAAGUUUGUGCUUUGGUUUCCAGUGUUUUACUUUGGAGUUUAGGUGCCAUAUCCUGAGUUUCUUUUUUCUCCCCCUCCUUUAUUUAAAGUUUGCCGUGUUUGUAACCAGUGUGUGUUGAGAAGGACCAACACCAAACCAGCCUGGGGGAAGGGAAUGGGGAAAUGUUUUUAAAAGAUAAUGAUCAGAAUUUUCCCCAAACCACCCCAACAGAAGACUAAAAGUAAAACAAAAAGUUGACCCUCAGAAUCUCCCCAAGUGCAAGGGUGAGUGAAAUGAAAACUGACAUCCAAGAGUUGCAGGGGUGGAGUAGUGGGUUGGCUUUGGAGGAGAGGGGGUGAUUUGACACCUAAUGCUUUGACAGCUGGAGUCAGAAACACUUCCACAGCUGCCUUCUGUACAAAUAUUUUUUGCCACCUUUUGUUCAGAUUCUUGCCCUGGAUUUCUGCCUCCUUUUUUUCUAAAAGGUGUCACCGAUUCUCUGGAAAUAAAGCACCUCUUAAAUUAGCCUAACAUGCAAAAAGCAGGGAGACAUCACUCAUUGCUGUUCUUCCCUGACCACCACUGCUGUUGGAUUGCCCUACCUAGCUGGUGGCCAUUUGGGAUUAGCAGCCAAAGAGGUCAUUUUUAUUUUAUUCCAACCUCAAAUUAGACAGGGGCCCAUUUCCAAGAGCUUUCUUGAAAGAAGGCCUCUGUGGAAGACAUUGCCUGGUUUUCUUCUUCUAGUUCACCACAGCAAGGAACAUCAUCACCCCCAUCCCAAGCCACAAUUUUCUCAUGAGGGCAAAUCCAAAAAAGUCUUGCAGCAUCUUGCUGAAGGGGGCACCUCUCCUGGGCAAAGUGAUCAAAAGCCAUCUAGUUGGAGGAAGAGGAGCUUGCUUCUUAAUAUACCUGAAUCAGAAGGUCCCUUCAGAUCAGGAUGUCGCAUUUGCCAGUGGCCAGAACUUAAUACUUAAGAACAUGAAGAGGUCCAUGCUUGCCUCUUUGAAUGAGGUGUCCCAAAGGUAGUAUUCCCACAGAGGUCUGACAGGCCCCUCUUCUAACCACUCCAGCCCUAUCUUCUGCCCUUGGGGACAGAGGAGACACCAGGAUGUUUACAGCCUCCAUAUGGAUUUAGUGUUCAUUUACCUCAGUAUUACUGUGUUCAUUUUGUCCUCAUGCUUACAGUUAGCUCCCUGCUGCCUCCCACAGGUCUCACUCCAGCUCUUGCCUAUGACCCACACAGCCUCUGGGCUCUGCCUCUGCUCUAUGAAAUGCUGUGGGGGUGGAAAGCCAGGAAGGACAUGCUGUUGGGAAUGUGCACCUGGGCAGAGGUAGCCCCAUUAGGAUAUGACUAUCAGCCACAACCAGGGACUGGGUCCCUGAGUCCCUGGAAGCUUACACCUCACAAAUGAGUCCUGACCCCUAGAAGCAGAGAUCAGAGUAAUGUGGUUGGUUUGCUAUUAAGUUGGAUGGGGGCUCUCUCAUUGUCAUGCUGUCCCUGUGGGUAACAGAGAUUGACUGUCUUGCUGUUGUACAGUUAGUUCGUGCUGUUGGAUUAUCCCAUUGAAACUGGGACGGCUGUUCCCUUCUCAUAGUGAUAACUUGGGUCUGUUGUCCUCUUAAGAAACGAGAAACAUACACUUCUUAAGCUGAACCACGUAAACUUGAAUUCUGCGCACUGGGAGAAAUGUGUCCUGUGUUUCAAAGGAUAAAACUGUUCUAAAGGCUUCCAGGGUCAUGAUGGGAUUUUUUUAAAUAAAUGCAAAAAAAAUAAAAAGAAAAAAAAAAAGAAAAAAUGCUAGGUUGGGGAGGCGCUGUUCUGAAACCCAACCGGCUGGAACCAAGAAUGUCGUUUCUAUUUUUAUAGAAGUUUUAUACAGCUCCGGGGUGGAGAAUAUUUAUUACCUAAAUUAUAUCUCUGGAAAAGGCCAGGAUUUUGUAGAAUCCAGAAUGUGAUUGUUGUACACACAGGGUGCUGUGUAUGAUUGAAACUACUGACUUUCUGUGGCCGAUUGCAGCCCAGCUAACCUGCCCGAGGGGAAGGUGUUAAUGCUGUGAAUUGGCAGAGGAGAGAGCUGUGCUCCACAGGGUGCUGCCGGUGCUGUGCUCCCUAACCUUCUGUUCUGUCUUCCUUCUUGGCCAGAACUCCACUCCCUUCCCCCUUCUCCCUUUUUCCUUAUCCCUGCCCCUCCCCCAUUUCAUCAUUUGUCCAUGGAUUUGUUCUGGGCUCUGGGACCUUAUGAAACGACUUUGCUAAUGACAUGAGGCAAAGGUGCAAUCCACUGCCUUUGAUACAGACCCUGAGGCUUCAUACCUGGUUUUGGUUCUCUUUUUGUAAGAGGAGCACAUGCCCCAGCAGGGUCCUGGGCUGCUAAGGCAGCCAGCUGGUGAGAUCAUGCACUUCUGUUCUCUCCUCCCUCUGCCCAGUGCUUUGCACCGCAGCAGCACUGCCCUUGAGUACAGUUCUUUCCCCAGGCCAAAGAUGGUUUUGUGAAGAAGCUGCUCCCCUACAAGUCUCAUGGUGUGAAAGGGCUCAGCUCAGCUCAGCUCAGCUGGGAGAGUGGAGAGACUCGCAGUCAAGUCUUAAGCAAUCCUUUUCUGUUGUGUGGAGGUUUCACUUACAAUGUGUUUUUUGUUUUGUUUUUUUGUUUUGCUGUCGUUUUGUUUCAUACUUGGGUUACAUCAUGAAAUUGAUUUGCCUUGAAUGUAGCCAGACCACUGUCUCUCCUGGGUUCCAUUUGAGUGGCCAGGACCUGUGUGGAAGCUAAGGGCUUGGAUUUCUGGGAACAAAGGGUGGUCCCCAUAGGUUUCGAGCAGAAAUCCUGUCCCUCUACCAUAAAGAAUCUUCCGCACCCCAGCCAGUGUCUUCUGCUGCCCCCUGCCCCACUGAGUUUUGGCCCGGGAAUGGGAGAAAGGCUGAGAGGCCCUGUUCCCCAAGAGACAUUUUCUUAUAUGUUGAGUGCUUCGUGGGAAAUCCAAGCCUUAGGUUCCCUUCUGUCUCUGGCAAUUGGAUGUUUUCUUGGUGUUCUCCAUGUCCUUUUUGACUUUUCCCUGUGUCCAUUGUUAGCAUGUGCAAAAGUUCCCUGUCAUUACCCACCCCCUGCCCCAUCCCGCCUCCUCAUUUCAGGGCUGUACACACAGUGAGUGUCCUGUUCUCUCUCUCUGUUUGGAUGUAUUGCUCUGUGUAACUCAGUGGGUCUCCCUCUUUCUGGUUUGUUUUUUUUUCUAGAUUCCUGCCGUUUGUUCAUCGUUGUGCCUAAAGCAUGUCGAUGUGGCGUCAAGUACAUCGUCCAAAUCCCUGUCUCUUCAGCUUCUCUGAUGCUUGAACUCUCACCUUUGACCUUGUGUUGACCUUUGAUGCUGACGUGUAUUUUUAUUAUGUUUGUUUCUUUCUUUGUUUUUUUCUUUUUUCUUUCCUUUUUUUUUUCCCUUUUGUGCUGCCAAAAUUGGUUUUGCUAGAACGACUGCUGAAGGGGAAAUAUUUAAACUUGCAUUUGAAUAUAAAAAAAUCUAUUUUUCUAGAACUUCAUAAGAUAACCACUUGAUUUUGUGAUUCCAAUUCUUUGUAAUUGUCUUCAGAGCAGCCCUACUAGCACAUACCGCGUGGUGUUUGUAUUUCUGUGAACACACAGCCAGUCCGUUUCUAGGCUUUGUUUCUCUGUGUGCUUAGUUUUAAAGACAACUUUGAAGUAAACAAUGAAAUAAACGAUGUCACUAAAACCUUUGAGGCUCCUGAGCACAUUUUGCUGACAUAGUUUGUGGGGCUUGAGGAGACGCAUGUGUUGCUUUUAUUUUUGUUUUUCUGAGUUCUCAACUGCAGCAAACACCUGAACCCCCCAUCCCUUCCUUUCUGACUGCAGUUUGGGCCCCAGCCAGCCCUUUUUCUUUUUCUUUUUUCUUUUUUUCUUUUUUCUUCUUUUGUGGUUGUUCCCUGGAGCUACCCUGCGGGGAGCUUUGGCUCCCUCUUGCCCCUUCCCUCAGCCCCACAGGGCUCUCCUCCAUACUUGUUCCUACAGUCUCCACAGCAAAAUGUGAUGCUUUUUGUUUUGUUUUGUUUUGUUUUUGUAUUGUUUUUGUUUUGAAAUUUUUUCUUUCCUACUAAGAUUAUGCCCAGAAAAAAACAAGUUUUGCAUGUGUCCUGCUGUUUCUUCACACCUUCGUAUAUAUCACCUUCACCUCUCUGUUUUCUAUAGUUUGUGCAAAAACUGACCGAUUUAAAGGGGUUUCAAAGAAGCUGUUUUAAAUUGUUGUGGGGUUGAUUUUUUUUUUUUCAAUAUUGUACUGUUUUAUUUUGAAGUGGCAACUUUCUCCUCUAUUGCCCUUAGAGUGUUUGCCUGUGCACUUAGACUGUCACCUCAUGCAGCCUCCAGGUCUCAGCAGGGCUCCCAGGAGGCUGGCUGCUCUGCUCAGGAGUGGGAAGACCCAAGAAGCAGAGCUGGAACCCGAAGGUGGCUAUGGGUGGACAGGAGGCUUAGCACAGUAGGGCUAGCACCCAGCAGAGGGAGGGUGCUCCUAACCACCAGAGGAUGCCGUCUGCACACUAAGCGACUAUACAUCUGCUGCGCUUUUCCUAGGUGACAAGCACAAUACUACAAGUCUUCACACUGUUUACAGCCCUGGGCACAAACCACCCCACACUGGCUCUUCACCACAGCUCUGCUCUUGCUUAGCUAGUGGGGUGGGGAUAAGGGCGGGGAUUUGUUUUUUAAAUUGGGUGAAGAGCCAAAUAGCUACUGUCCCUGGGUGCCAGGCCAGCUAGUUCUUUGGUUCCCUGAGGGGAACUUUCCCUCUUCUCUUGUGGCACCAUCCAGCCUCAGGGUCUUGAGGACUUGAGGAAGAAUGUGAAUGGAGGGGGAGAGGCCAGAGGAGAUGAGAGGGCAGGGGUGGAUCUGUGGAGGGAUAGCAGGGAAUGAGUUUAUAGCAGAUCCCACCCAGACCUACAUGCUGGUGGGAGGAGGAGCUGAGAAGCAGAAUUGUCCAGGGAAGGGUGGCAAGGUACAGCAAGGGACCUGGGGGUGGGUGGGUUAGAAGCACUGUUUAGCAUCAUUCACACUGGGGUUGAGGGAAAAAGGGAUCCUGUCAGAAUUUCUGCUCUGGGACCCAGCAGGUUGCCCAGUAUUAUGCUUGAGGCCACUCUUACUAGGAGGAAAGGGCAGCCAAGCGGAGGCCCAGUGUAUGGUAGGCUGCUUAAUUUCCUGGAAGGGGUGAUUGGAUGGAAAAGGCCAGAAGUCCCAGCCUGAGAGACUGCUGUGCACCCCACAGUCUGACUGCACAGAGCCGCCUCUGUUGGCAGGAGGCACUGAGGCUCCCCUUCCUGUGUAUUGAGAAGCCUUGUUUGCCAAUAUAUUUUGCUUUCAAUUCCAAGAGGAGCUCUGGGAAAACCUGUGGAUAAAACCAAAUGCCAAACGUUGGACGUUGUUUCCUUUUCCUUUUCUCUCUCUGAUUGUUUUAAUUGUUCUGUGGUGGUUUUAAUGGAUUUGAGACCCUGGAGCGGCAGCUGCCUUUCUGAUUUCCAGCUGCUUUUUGUGAAUAAUUUAAAAAGAAAAAAAAAAGAAACUUUACAUUUUGGAGACAAACCUGUGUGAGUUUUUUAUUGGUACAAACGUUGUAUUUAACACUAGGGGUUUUGUACAGUUUUUUGCCUUUUCUACUAGAAAACAAUGUAAAGUGAUUUCACAAUGUGAAGAGAAAAAAAAAUUGCCACUAUGACCAAACGCACAGUCUGUUCUGCAGCAACAACGGGAUUCAAUCAACUCAAAGUCGUGAUUCAGCCGUAGAAAUGCUUUUCCUUGACCUUGUUUGAGCUUUCCUUUCUUUCCUGUUUGAUUUGCAAAAGAAAAUGUCUUUUUUGUGUGAACUUGUGUUGUACUCUGUAGAAAAUUAUGGAUUUUACUUUAAUGGUUUAAAUAAAGGCAAGAAGAGCCCUUAUUGCUUUUCUUACCUAAUCACAGAGUUUGUGUAGUGGAUUAAAAAAGAAAAAAAAUUGUUACAAGUUUGGAGCAAGGGAGUAUGUGUUUAAAAGGACUCUCCUUCCUUUUUUUGUGUGUUUUUCCUUUUGUCCCAAUGGGGAACCUAAAUCUGUUUUAAUUGCACAGACACAUGGACAAAAAGUCAUUUUGUAUCUGCCAAGUGUGGUACCUUCCUUUGUUUAUUUGCUAUUAAACUGUUUGAGAAGAACUGA